Messenger RNA from Malassezia vespertilionis, 1656 nucleotides. RefSeq names its product T-complex protein 1 subunit gamma (gene CCT3). Bases 1 to 1656 code for a protein of 551 amino acids. The transcript has a single exon. Gene Ontology annotation, cellular component: chaperonin-containing T-complex. Gene Ontology annotation, biological process: protein folding. Gene Ontology annotation, molecular function: ATP-dependent protein folding chaperone; ATP binding; ATP hydrolysis activity. Lineage: Eukaryota; Fungi; Basidiomycota; Malasseziomycetes; Malasseziales; Malasseziaceae. The record is from RefSeq and is a predicted model, not a curated record.
AUGGCCGGCCAACAACCCGUGUUCGUUGUGAAUGCAGCGCCUGAGCGACAGUCUGGGCACAAGGCGCAGAUGUCCAACAUUAGCGCGGCCAAGACGGUCGCGGAUGUGAUCCGCACAUGUCUCGGCCCCCGCGCAAUGCUCAAGAUGAUCCUCGACCCGAUGGGUGGCAUCUUGCUGACAAACGAUGGCCACGCCAUCCUGCGCGAGAUUGAAGUGGCGCACCCUGCGGCGAAGAGCAUGAUUGAUUUGAGUCGCACGCAGGAUGAAGAGGUGGGCGACGGGACGACGAGUGUGAUUAUCCUCGCCGGAGAGGUGCUCGCGCAUUCCUUGCCGCUGUUGGAGCGUGGAAUGCACCCCGUGGUGAUCAUCUCGGCGUUCAAAAAAGCACUCGCACGCGCACUGCAGAUUAUCGAGUCCAUCUCGGUCCCUGUCAACGUAGACGAUGACGUGGAGAUGCUCGCGCUGAUCCGCACCGCGAUCGGCACCAAGUUCGUGCAGCGCUGGUCGGACCUCAUGUGCCGUCUGGCGCUCAAAGCUGUGCGCACUGUUGCAUGCACGGAGAGCGUGGGAAACUCGACUGUCGACAUUAAGCGGUAUGCGCGCGUGGAAAAGAUUCCCGGCGGCGAGAUCGAAGACAGCCGCGUGCUCGACGGUGUGCUGCUCAACAAAGACGUGACGCAUCCCAAGAUGCGCCGCCGGAUUGAGAAUCCUCGCAUCCUUUUGCUCGACUGCUCCCUUGAGUACAAGAAAGGCGAAUCGCAGACGAAUAUUGAAAUCACCCGCGAGGAGGACUGGAGCAAGGUGCUCGAGAUGGAGGAGGCGCAGAUCAAGCAGCUCUCCGACAAGAUCCUCUCGUUUAAGCCCGACCUUGUCAUCACAGAAAAAGGCGUCUCGGACCUUGCGCAGCACUACCUCAUGAAGGCCAACGUUUCGUGCAUUCGCCGCGUGCGCAAGUCGGACAACAAUCGCAUCGCACGCGCCACAGGCGCACAGAUUGUGAACCGCGUCGAGGACUUGCGCGAGAGCGACUUGGGCACUCGCUGCGGCCUGUUCCAGGUAGAAAAGAUCGGGGACGAUUACUUCACCUUUUUGGACAAGUGCAAAGAACCGAAAGCUUGCACCAUUCUCCUGCGCGGCCCGUCCAAAGAUAUUUUAAACGAAAUUGACCGCAACUUGGCCGACGCCAUGUCCGUUGCGCGCAAUAUGGUAUUCAACCCGAUGCUCGUGCCUGGCGGCGGUGCGACGGAAAUGGCCAUCUCGGUUGGCCUCAGUCAAUACGCCGUGCAGAGCCUCGAAGGCGUCCAGGUCAGCGCAGUGCACGCCGUGGCCGAAGCCAUGGAAGUAAUUCCCCGCACGCUUAUCCAGAACUGCGGCGGGAACACAAUCAAGACGCUCACACUGCUGCGCGCAAAACAGGCGAAUGGAGAGCACUCGUACGGCGUCGAUGGCUGCGAAGGCAAGGUCGUGGACAUGAAGCAGUACGGUCUCUAUGAGAGCGCCAGUGUCAAGAUUCAAACGCUCAAGACUGCCAUCGAGUCUGCCUCGCUCCUCCUUCGCGUAGACGAUGUUCUGUCUGCAAAAAGGGCCGCUGAAUCUGCCGGCCAGCCGCAGAGCAUGGCAUCCGCCGGCGAGGAUGCAAUGCCGAGCACGGCGUAG